This is a messenger RNA of Amyelois transitella, 406 nucleotides long. It is a transcript of the gene Gpa2, whose product is annotated as thyrostimulin alpha-2 subunit. The transcript is spliced from 3 exons. NCBI's taxonomy places the organism in Eukaryota, Metazoa, Arthropoda, Insecta, Lepidoptera, Pyralidae. The coding region runs from base 5 to 352 and encodes 115 amino acids. Gene Ontology annotation, molecular function: hormone receptor binding. Gene Ontology annotation, biological process: cell surface receptor signaling pathway. The record is from RefSeq and is a predicted model, not a curated record.
UAAAAUGCUUCUAAGGUUUUUGUUGUUAAUUGCGUCCGUUAGUCAUAUUCUUGCAACUGAGUCGUGGAAGAAACCUGGUUGUCAUCGAAUUGGCCAUACGAGAAACAUUAGCAUACCAGACUGCGUCCAGUUUAAGAUCACGACGAAUGCGUGUAGGGGUUUCUGCGAGUCAUGGUCUCUGCCAAGCAUUAUGCUUGGUUUCAAACGUCAUCCAGUAACAUCACUAGGGCAGUGCUGCAAUAUCAUGGAAUCAGAGGAUGUACCGGUGAAAGUGCUAUGUUUAGACGGCGAAAGGAAUUUAAUAUUCAAAUCAGCAGUUUCCUGCGCCUGCUAUCAUUGUCAAAAAGAAUGAUAAAAUCUCAACUCUUUUAUACAAGUAUGUUAUGAUUUAAUUCAGUAAGUUCUU